Symbiodinium sp. CCMP2456 is the source of this 4302-nucleotide messenger RNA. The record is from the annotation of a GenBank genome assembly. Lineage: Eukaryota; Dinophyceae; Suessiales; Symbiodiniaceae.
AUGGUGGUGUCAGAGAGCCGCGUGCCCUGCCUCGUUGCUUGCCAUGUCUGCUCUCGGGAGUUCGGAGCCGCCUCCAUCGACGUGCACCUGGAGCAAUGUAUCAAAAAAUGGGAGGAUGCGCAGCAACUGAAGCCAAGACCGCAUCGGGAAUCUGUGCCAGAAUGCCCCAACCUCGCGCCGGAUAUGACACAAGCAGAUUUCAACCGGGUCGUGAGAGCUCGAUUUCGGAGGCGAUGUGCUCACUGUGGCAAGGAUAUGCAUGUUGACCAGCUGCAAGCUCAUCUACGGAGCUGUCCUAGAGCAGAUAUUCCGGAAGCUCCACACGUGCAGAUUAUUUGCCAGAGUUGUGGGCGUGCUUUUCCCGAUGAUCACAGCUUGCAGCAGCAUUUGGAAGUCUGUGGCUUGGAGGUUCCCGGAGAGGAGAUCCAAGUCGUCCCGAUUCCAAUGCCGUUCCAUCUGACCUGCCACCUAUGCGGAUGCAACUUUGGAAGUAAGUCCUUUGAAAUCCAUGUCCAAUACUGUCAGCAGAAGUGGCAGAUGCAGGAGCAGCAGAAAGAAGCCGAUCAGCGGCGUCCCCUUCCGAGCCCACCUGCCUGGACACCGAACAUGACCCAGGAGCAGUACAAUGAAGCCGCGCGGGACAUCUUUAUCAAGGAGGCACAACUUCGCGGACUCCAAGACCUCAACGCUGCUCCCUUGCCCACAAGCGCCUGUCGCAGAAGGAAGCCCAAGCCGGUGACCUGCGAAACUUGUGGACGCGAGUUUACCGAAGCAUCGAUUACCCUGCACCGUCGUAAGUGCGCAAAGCUACAGCAAGAGCGGAAGAGACACCGCCACGACGAACGGGGAAUUGACUCUGAAAGCCCAGACAGAUCUGAGCGAGCAAAAAGCUGCGAUGCAGCCGGGCAAGCUGAAGCUUGGGUUGUACGCAGCCACAGUGCUCAUGCAGUGCAACGUCAAAGACCCCAGACGCCGAAGACUGUGCCCUGCCAAUUCUGUGGGAAAAACUUUUUGUACACAUCCAUAAAGGUCCACCAGAACCAGUGCGGACAGCGUCAGAGGAUAUUCCAUGCUCCACAGAAGCGCGAGAACUCCCAGAAAUUGAAGGCUGCACUCAGAAGUCGAGAUUCUACGCCUCGAGGCAAGACGCCAUCUCCAGAUCCCAUCCCGGCUCCGGGACUGAAGCGGUUUGCGAAGUUUGUGACCUGCAAUGUGUGCGGACAGCUCUUUGGCACGAAAUCUAUCCACUGCCACGUCCCUCGGUGUCAGAAGCUCCGAGAAGCUCGCGAGGCACAGAAACCAAUCUGGGAUCGCCAGCUACAAGCCGUGCCUCGCUGCGCAAAAGCGAACGUCGCCGAAGAGAUGCCGACCAGAUCCAUCCGUCAAGCUCCCAAGGUACAGACUGCCGCCUCAAUGUCCAUUCACCCACUGGCAGUUGUUUGCCACCUUUGUGGUAGACAUUUCAGCCGCGCUUCGAUUGCCAUUCACUUGCCACGUUGCCGGAAGAUCUGGGAAGAGCGUGAGCAUGCAAAGCCGCCAAAGGAGCGGCGAAAAGUUCCACCAGCUCCCGAAGCUGACCUUGGCAGCGAGGAAUACAACCAACGCGCCAGAGUAAUCUACAAGGAAGAGAGUGCCGAAGCUUGCCCGAGGUGCGGUCGGAGACUCGCAGACGACAAGCAGUUCAGUUUGCAUCUGGCCAGCUGCAAGAUCAACAGUGUGGCAAUGCCGGAAGAAAAGGAGCAGGACCAGUUGCCGAGAGGAUGCUUGGUCUUGGUCACUUGCCACCUUUGCGGCAAAGACUUCGGCACCGCCAGCAUUGACAUUCAUCGACAGCAAUGUACCCGAAAGUGGUCGCAGAGAGAGGCGAAAAGGCCAACUGAUGAGAGGCGUCCGCUUCCGCAUCCUCCCGAAAGCAGCAUCGGGAUGUCGCAGGACGAUUACAAUCGAGCAGCCCUGAAGAUCUUCCAGGCGUGCCACAUGCUCAGCUGCAAGUUCUGCAGCCGGAGCUUUUGGGACGAGGAGAAGUUUGAGCAACACCUCCGAAUCUGCGAAGAUCUUGCUACCGACGGUGCCCGGGCCCGGGCCCAGCACACGAAGAGUCCUGGCCGGGGCUCCCGGAGCCCUUCUCCUACAGGUAACACCUCACCGACCUCACCAUCACCGAAGCACAUCCCAAUCCCAAGCCUUCUUUGCCAUAUUUGCGGGAAACAGUUCGGAACGGCGUCACUGGAGAUCCACAUGCGGCAGUGUGCCAAAAAAUGGGAGCAGAGACAGGCCACAAAGCCAGCAGAGUUGAGACGUGCCCUACCUCACCGACCAGAGAGGAUGCCUGACAUGACGCAGGAGACCUACGACUCUCUGAUCAAGGACAUGGCGAAGACCGAGGGCAUGGCAGCUGAAGCAGACGAGGAGACCAGAAAUGUGGUUCCACCAUUGCGGGCGACCAGUUUCACUUACAUAUCUGCCAUCAAACAGAGGUUGCCACUUCUUAAUCUGCUUGAUGAUGGUGCCGCAGUUCGAAUGGUCGGCGAGUCAGCCCUGCCUCUUCCACUUGCUUACGGAGCGACAAUGCAACACUAUGCACCCGGUGCCGAGGAGUCUGUGCAGGCAGCGGGCAGAGGGCCUGAGAAAGGAAGUGCCGAUUUGGUGACACAGGUGCAGGUGAAGAUCGGUGUCUUGCAGCCGGGCCAAGCCAUCACAUUUGGCAGCGUUCUGAAUUGGCUGCUGCAGGAAAUCCCAGCACCAGAUGUCACCGCUCUGGCCGCAACUGGAGGCCUGAACGGCUUGAGCAAAGUUGGAGAUCGAAGUGGCGAUCCUCCGCCAGAGGCUUCGGUUUCCCGGCUGGCAUGGUCCGCCGCAGAUGAAUGGCGCAGACUUGCUGAAGUUCGCAGUGAGUUGGAAAGGUGCCGGGAUCAGCUUGCAGAGCAUCAGGCGGUCCUCUUGCACGUGGGUGACGCAAUCCACACCGAGGUAGAUCGCUUGCAGGAGUGGGAGAGGAACGUCAAGGUGAGGGAAGACGAGCUAGGCGAUGUUGAGAAGCAACUGGAAGGUAUGCGAUCGGAAAUUCAAAAGCAAUAUCUGACGCAGAAGCGGCUUCUGGAGACUAUGUCUGCAAAGGAUGAAGCUCCUGCAAGUCCUCGACAGCUGGCUGCCGCAUCCACGACGCCGCGAAAUUCGGGUCGUACGGGUCCCUCUGCGCUUUCUCCUGGCAGAGAGCUCCAGGUUGGCGAUCGUGGUGGAUUCAAAGACCGAGUCGACUCGUCUCCCGCGCCUGCAUUACCUUGGGAGACUCGUUCACAGGCGAGUGCAGCGGGACAGCGACAGCCCUUGCAGGCAAGUGCAGAGGAGGAGCUGAUUUCUCUGCAACGGGGCAUAGAGCAGAAGAAGCGUCAACUCCGAGUUCUGGAAGAGGAGGCCGGCAAUGUGGCAAGGCCGCAUUUUGCAGCGGCCAGCGGAACACCGCGAGCUGUGAGGGGCGAGGCUUCCCCGCAGGAGAGGCUACAUCCGAUGCUGGAGGGUCGCCUCUUGUCUGGGCUAGCGCCGCCACCAGCCCCGCCACCGUUGGAUGCUGCACCUCCUCCAGUCUUCGGCGACGAUUCGGGUCGUGCAAGAAUAAGAGCACCGGCGCAUCCUGCACAAUGCGGAGGAAUGUUGGACCGCGGUUUUCCCACAAGAAGCACUGCAGAGGCUGCCGUGGGUGCGGAUCCGCUGCCAGAGCUCCCUGUCUUCAGCUCUCCUGACACGGGACUUGGCGUCGGCCUUCUUCGAGCGCCUCCGCCUCCACCUGCACCGCCUCCAAGCAUCGCUUUGGGAGGCAGCCACUCCAACGGACCUUCCGCAUCCCCGAAAGGAGCAGAUCGAGCGCGCGGCUCGAUGCCGGCAGAAUUCAAGAAGGAGGCUUCUCCGGUUGGAGCGGCUGGCAUGGCGACUACCGAGGAACUCGGUCAGGCCAUGAAGCAGCUGUUCCAUGCCUUUGCCAGUCGAGCCGUCCGUCCGGCACGUUUCGGGGUUGUAUCACUGGAUCCUCCUGCGCUCAUAGGGCUCAUGCUACAGCCGUAUUGCUCUGAGGCGGGGUCCGUGGCCAAGCCUGGAGGCGGACGUGCCGGGCGUGUCGCGCUGGGCCUCCAGGUGGCCCUUGCAGUUCGUCCGCAUGCUGUACUCAGCCGUGGCUACUGUCUGGGCCUUCUUCAGGCUCGCAGCAGCUACUGUAGUUUGGGUCCAACUGAAGCGGCUAACCAACUGCCUCCACGCACAGCCACACAUGUUUUCAAGGCGUGGACGGUUGACUUCUUGAAUAUGUAG